This is a messenger RNA of Cydia splendana, 3510 nucleotides long. RefSeq names its product nonsense-mediated mRNA decay factor SMG5 (gene Smg5). NCBI's taxonomy places the organism in Eukaryota, Metazoa, Arthropoda, Insecta, Lepidoptera, Tortricidae. The transcript is spliced from 6 exons. The record is from RefSeq and is a predicted model, not a curated record. Bases 215 to 3115 code for a protein of 966 amino acids. Gene Ontology annotation, cellular component: telomerase holoenzyme complex. Gene Ontology annotation, molecular function: telomerase RNA binding; protein binding; telomeric repeat DNA binding. Gene Ontology annotation, biological process: nuclear-transcribed mRNA catabolic process, nonsense-mediated decay.
UUUUUGUUAUUAUCUGUGUCUCUUAUCACCAACCAUGCUUAUGGAGGCUGAUUGUCAAAGCAAAAUUAAAUUUUACGUAAAAGAAAAAAAAGGGAAACCAUGAUUGUAGGGAAAUGACCUGGAUUAUUAAAAUUGGUGAACAAUUUCACCCUUGGCAACAAGAAACAGUUUUUUUUGAAUCAACACCUUGACAAGUUCAUAAAAUGACUUGAGGAUGCAGACAGGAUGUAGCGAUAUUUUAGAGGCUAAAGUUGCUGAACGCAAUGAAAAAGCCAAAAAGCUAUAUCGGUAUGUGAGUGACGCCGCUAGACGUGUCGACGAGGCGUCAGCGGCCAGCCGCUCUAUAGUCGACCUAUUUUCCACCAAAAUAGAAGUUCUUCGUCAAAAACUCAGAGACAAUUGCGAAAAAUUGCUCUUUCUCGACCCAUCAAACUAUGGCAAGAAAUCCCUUGAGCUUCUAUGGAGGAAGGGAUACUACGAAACUGUAUCAGCGGCAAGGAAAUAUCAGGAAUCUGAUACUGCUAUAGAUAAUUUUCUGUUUACGCAUAUUGGGUGUGGAAUAGGUCAUUUUCAUCACAUCUUGAACAGGAUGCAAGCUAUAACGAAAAUUUUGCCUGGAGAAUUGGACUAUGAGCUCAUGCUCGAGGAUGGAGAGUCAGAGAGUGAAACCCAACUUAGCGAAGAAGAGGUACAGCUGGGGCGCUAUGUAAUUUAUCAAUGCUUGAUCUACCUAGGGGACUUAAGUCGGUAUCAAGUAGAAAUAUUCGAAAACUAUGAGCCUUCAACAGCAGCUCGCUAUUACCUCCAAGCUGCUCAUAUUGACAUGUGCUCGGGUAUGCCAUUUAACCAACUAGGCAACCUAUAUCUUGAUAAAAAUUACAACUUAGACUCUGUUUGCUAUUACAUCCAUUGCCUUAGCUGCACCACACCUUUUGAAGGUGCUACUGGUAACUUGGUAAAGAUUCUAGAAAAACAAACACAAUAUUGCGAAACUUUAAACGAUGCUGAAACUUACACACAAGCAGAACACAUACAAAACACAGUCGCAAACUUUCUAUCGCUAAUUGACAUAUGGUAUUUUAGCAAAAAUGACACUAAUGUGCCACAGAGGUGUAACAAAAUAGCCCAAGAUCUGAGAAUAGCAAUGGAAUUUGCAAAAUCCCCAUUUCCUGAUAUGAAUAAGAAUUAUACUGAGUAUACACAGGCUGUUGAAGAAGAAAGCACUACUCCAUCCUAUUUAAAUGGCAAUCUUGUCCAUAAAAUGGUACAGAUUUGCCUGUUUACAAUAUCAAAAAUGAUGGAAAUAGAUGAACAAAAAGCAUUUGCAGGCAAAGCUUUCACACUUGCAUUACUCUCCCAGCUGUUACAGAAAUUGCUUAAGCAAAUGGAAGAACUCGGUUUUAAAAAUCCUGCUCGAAAAUAUAGAGUCAGAUCUGUAUCGACAAUUGAAGUGGAAUCUGAAAAACCUGACAACCAGGCUAAUAAUACUAAUGAAUCUGAAGUAAUAGAAGAUACCAUCAUCAAUAAAGAGAAAACACCACCACAGACUGAAACUGAAGAUGCAAAAGAAACAUCUGAUGGUGAUAAUAAAAAGUUAGAAAAUGGUGACAGUAAGCCAAAUCUUAAAAAGACAAAACGCAGACGCAGGAGAAGGGUUGAUUCCUCUGAGAGUUCAGAUUUGAGUGGUUCAGAUAGUGAAAGUAGUAUGACUUCAGAUGAUGCUUGUUCUGAUGAUAUAGAUGAUGAUGAUAUAACAGAUUCAACAUACAAGUCUGAUGAUGAAUCUAGAAGUGGGGAAUCCAUAUUUGAGGAUUCUGAUGAAGAGGAAACAUUAGAAAAUCUAAAUGGAGAUGUGGAAAAAUCUCCUAAGCCAAUUGAAGAUCCUAUUUCUAAAGUAAAUGGCAUUGAUCACAGUCAAAAGAAUAACACUAAAAAACAAGAAAUUGAAUUGAAAGAAGAAGAAAUUCAAGACUUCUUAAUGGGUGAUAACUAUUUGCCAAGCAUCAAGCUCUUACUAGACUGGGUGCUUUUAGAAAAAGAAUUGAUCCUAUCCUGUGGGGACAGUGGUGAGUCACUCUUCCAAUGUGUUGUUGAUCUGCUAAAUAUUUUCACAUUUUACUUUUACCCCAAAAACAAUGAAGUUCCUGGCAAAUUGAAAAUCUUAGCUUAUGCCAAACAUAUUGCUAUGAAAUUAAAGUUGGAAUACAAGAAGAUACCUCUACCAGAAGACCUAAAUUUACGGGGCACUAACAUAUGUAAAUUUGACAAAGAUGCUGCAGAAUGGCAGGUAUUAAACAAGUACCAACCAUCAGUGUAUGAAGAAAAUGUAAUAAGGAUCCUGAAUUUUAUUGACUUUGGCAAUCAAAUUGCUAAAAUUGUCCCUAGAAUCAGAUUUAACAGAUCUAUGAAGAUAUUCUAUUUCAAGAAGACUUCAGCUCCGAAAUUGAACACUAAAAUAAACCACAAGAAAAGUAGAGAAUGGCACAAUUCAAAGACACCCCAUGAGGGCUCCGGCGGCCUCCUCCGCCGCCUCGGGCGCCUCUGGCUGACGGCGCAGGUGCGCGAGCUGGAGCGCAGCCCCUCCGCGCCCUCGCUGCUAGCCCUGGACGCGGCCGCCAUGCACCUGCAUCUGCGGAAGGUGAAGCAACUGCUGAAGGCGCGCUCGUUCGUCCUGCUGGUGCCGACUGUCGUGUUGCAAGAGCUAGACGACCUCAAGCGCUCAGAGCACAGCGCGCGCGAUGCCAUCCGCUGGCUCGAAGCGGCCCUACGGAGCGGGUCGCGCUUCCUGCGCGCUCAGAGACCGGGGCAAUCGCGCCCGCUACCAUUACUUAAGUAUCCUAAAAAGGCUCCUCCACAUGUGACAAACUUCAUCCAAAUCCUCGAGUUCUGCCACCACCUAACGGCAGACGAGAAGCAGAGCGGGCAGGGCGAGCCCGACCGCGGCAAAACCAACAACCUGCUGAUACUACUUGUCGGCAACCAGCCGGGCACUGACGAGUACAAGGAGUUCAGCGUGACGGGCGCCGCGCAGGCGGCUGGCGUUACUGUGCAGUACAUAGGUGAUUUCUAUGCGAAAUGGCGCCAGACCAUAAACAAAACCGGCAAGAAAAGAUGAACCCGUUUUUGUCGCGUCACGGACUUGGCUGAACAAUCGAAGAUCGAAUCGGUAAUCGAUGCGAAUCGCCGCGGCGAUGAACCAAGAGAAUCGAUAAUCGGUGGUCAUACAUUAUCUAUGGUCUUUGUAACUUUUUUAAUGGAACCAUCUUUUUAUUUUAGAAAAUGUAAUAGCUUAAUGCAUUUUUAUCAUUGUAGAAUUAUCGUUAACAAAUCAUUCAUUUUAAGAAUAACCAUUUUACAUCGUCGUCAUUACUUUCAUUGUCAUUCUUGGGGAUUUUCAUUUUCGACUCCAUAACAUGCAUUUUCAGAUUUUUUACGUUUUAUUUGGCUUAAUAUGUAUUGAUUUCUUAAGAUAUGAUAUUAUUCAUUUCAAUAAAUAUUACGUUCACAAAA